Molecule: messenger RNA, 8211 nt
Organism: Sorex fumeus (smoky shrew)
Lineage: Eukaryota; Metazoa; Chordata; Mammalia; Eulipotyphla; Soricidae
Gene: ZFYVE26
Product: zinc finger FYVE-type containing 26
Exons: 42
Coding region: 120-7712 (2530 amino acids)
Biological process (GO): regulation of cytokinesis; double-strand break repair via homologous recombination; mitotic cytokinesis
Cellular component (GO): centrosome; midbody; lysosomal membrane
Molecular function (GO): metal ion binding; phosphatidylinositol-3-phosphate binding
Source: RefSeq, a predicted model, not a curated record
CCGGGCUCAAACAUGGCUGCGCUGGAAGCCCCGUUCCUCUGGGCGCCUAAAGCAGGAGGUGCUCCACGAAUGAGGCCAUUGGGAAAGUGUUGUGCUUAAUUCAUCUCUUCUGAGAAAAAAUGAAUCAUCCAUUUGGGAAGGAAGAAAUUGCUUCCCAACAGCAGCUAUUUGAAUUUUUCUGUGAGUGCCUACGGAGAGGAGACUGGGACCUGGCACAGGCUUGUGUACCACAGCUCCAGGAGGCACACGGCAAUAUCCCGAAGAAGGUGGAAGACCUACUUCAGGCUCUGGUGGUGUGUCCAAAUGAGCUGAGAUGUGGACAAGACUUUAACCCACAAAGACUAGGUUGGGUCUGGCUUCUUGUACUGGAAAAAUGGUUGGCUCGAGAAAAGAAAUUACUGCCAGCUAUUUUCCGGAAAAAGCUCGAGUUUCUCUUGUUGUCAGAAGACCUUCCUGGGGACAUUCCAGAGGACAUCCUCAAGGAGCUCUAUGAGGCCCUCACGCAAGCCGCAGCCGACCCUGUGUUUGAUGGCGACUCCAGUCGCACCCCUGAGCUCAGCUCGCAAGCGGUCUCUGUGCUCUGGGAUCUCCUGGGGCAGGCCCCCCGGCCCGCACAGGCCCUGCUGGAGCUCCUCCUUGGAGAAGACGAAGGCGCUGGUCUCUGCGGCUCUCUGCAGAAGGCACUGGUGGGCCGGAUUCUCGGGGCACUGCGGGCUUUGCAGGAGUCUGCCGCCACACCCCCCCAUACUGUAGAUGCCAUCUACGGAGCCCUGCGGACUUUGCGGUGCCCUGCGGAUCCACAGGGGCCUGAGCUCCGUGUCCUGUGUGAGGAGCUCGUGGCAGCCUGCAGGACAGAAGGGUCACCCCUGCGGGAGGAGCAGCUGCUGGGCUGCCUGCUGCACCGGGCUGGCCUAGGGCUAGUUUCCCUGUACGGCCACACCUUUGCCGAGAAGGACACAGAAAAGCCCCCAAAGGCCACCCCGUCAGGAAAAGUCUCACCAGAUCACCUCGAUCCCGAGCGGACAGUUCUAGCCCUAUUCUCCAAUCCUGACCCAGCCCAGGCUUGGAAAUCCGCCUAUUUCUAUUGCCUGGCCAACAACAAGCACUUCUUGGAGCAGAUCCUGGUGACAGCACUCACGCUGUUGAAAGAGGAAGACUUCCCGAGUCUCGGCCACCUGCUCGAUAGAGAGUUCAAGCCUCUCAGCCGACUACUUGUCCUCCUGGGCUGGACACACUGCCAGAGCCUAGAUUCAGCCAAGAGGCUGCUCCACACAGUUCACACUUCCCAGGACCGAGGCUGUGAUAAACUCCUUGGGGAUGCCUGUGAGGGGUUGUGGGCUCACCUGGAGGUCUUGGAGUGGUGUGUGCAGCAGAGCAGCAAUCCCAUACCAAAGAGAGAUCUCUUGUGUCAUUUACAUGGUGGAGACAACCACUCCGUGCUCUACUCUCUCCAUCAUCUUACCAACCUUCCAGCACUCAGGGAGGAAGAUGUCCUCAAGCUCUUACAGAAGGUGCCAGCCCAAGAAGAACAUGAUGCAGUCGACACCCUGGUCCCUGAGCACCUGAGCCAGAAUCAAAACCUGACCCUCUACCAGAGCUUCUGUGCCAUGAAGUACGCCAUCUAUGCCCUCUGUGUCAACUCACACCAGUACUCCCAGUGCCAGGAAUGCAAAGACAGCCCCACUGAGGACCAGAAUUUAACGAUGGAGCCAGCAGAUGACACUCUUUCCCUCCCAGGUGCUUCGGAUCUCUUCUCGACAUACCUGGCCAGGUGUCAACAGUACCUAUGCAAGGUUCCCGACUCUCUGCGCCUGGAACUUCUAGAAAACAUCUUCUCCUUGCUCCUGAUCACAUCUGCCGAUCUUCACCCGGAGCCUCCCGUGCCCGAAGACUAUGCAGAGGAUGAUGACGUGGAGGGGAAGGUCCCCAGCGGCUGGAGGUCCCCAGCAGAGAGCCCUCAGCACACGGCACAGCCCGAGAGGAAGUCAGAACGGGCAGCCCCGGGCAUUUCCAGGAGCCUUGCUUACCCCGUUCCAGGCUGUGCGGAAGCAGAACCAAAAGACCCGCGGCCUCGCGGGGACAGUUUUUUGGACCUCAAGCACUUGACUCGCGGCAUCACUGGGUUCCUGGCCAAUGAACGAGCACUAGGAGCUUUCCUUGGGCUUCUCCAGGAGCAGCUGGAUACACUCAGUGGCUGUGUCCCCACGGAGAAGCUGGAGCUGCCAGGAGGCCCGAGCUCCUCAGGAAGCAGAGCCGGACUGCAGAGCCGCCUGCACCGCUUCUCCAAGAUUCUCUCAGAGGCCCAGUGGAGGUACAAGGUGGUGACGAGCAACCAGAGAUCAGAGGAGCAGCCUUCUCGAAGACACCGGCCCAUUAUUCCACAGCACCCGGGUCUUCGUCGUGGGCGUCGGUCGAGAAAGAGCCGUGCAGAAGGCCGCGACAGAGGUUCGAACCCAUCCUUGGAAAGCACAAGUAGUGAGCUGAGCACAAGUACUUCAGAGGGAAGUCUGAGCGCUACAUCUGGGAGGAAUGAGCCGGCCGGCCGCCUGCAACCCCAGAGUUCCCUCCUGCCCAUGAUGUUCUCCCCACCUGAGUCUCUGCUGGCAUCCUGCAUCCUCCGGGGGAACUUUGCAGAAGCCCAUCAGGUGGUUUUCAUGUUCGACCUCCAGUCUUCGCCCAGCUCUGGGGAGCUGAUGUUCAUGGAGCGCUACCAGGAGGUGAUCCAAGAGCUGGCCCACGUCGAGCACAAGAUUGAGAACCAGCACUCGGACACGGGCAGCAACGCCAUCCGCAGAACCGGCAGCGGCCGCUCCACUCUCCAGGCCAUCGGCAGCGCAGCGGCUGCAGGGAUGGUAUUUUACUCCAUCUCUGAUGUGACCGACAAGCUCCUCGGCACCUCCGGAGACCCCAUUCCCACACUCCAGGAGGAGUUCUGGACGCGCAGCACCCUGGUGGAGCCCACAGCUCCCCUGCGGGAGGUUCUGGAGGACCUCAGCCCCGCCGCCAUGGCUGCCUUUGACUUGGCUUGCUCUCAGUGCCAGCUCUGGAAAACCUGUAAGCAGCUCCUGGAGACGGCCGAGCGACGUCUACUCAGCAGCCUCGAGAGCCGGAGUCGACGGCUAGACCAUGCUGUCCUCAAUGCUGAUGGCCUUCGUGGUUUUCCUGCUGUUCUGCAACAAAUCAGUAAGAUUCUCAACUACCCACUUACAUCAGCUGGACAGACUAAGUCGGAGAGUGCCGAGGAGAAGAGCAGUGCUCCUCCUCGGUGCAGCAUUGCCGAACUUCUCCAGAUGAGCUGGCCCAGCCUAACUGAGGACUGUGUCGCCAGCCAUGUCUCCCUUGCCCAGCAGCUGGACCAGGUCCUGCAGGCGCUGAGAGAGGCACUAGAGUCACCAGCAUCCAAGAGUUCUCCGUUAGCCUCCUUGAUGGAGCAGGUGGCCCAGAAGGCUCCAGAAGCAGAGGCCCACCCCGUGCACAUUCAGACUCAGCUCCUCCAGAAGCACCUGGGCAGACAGAGCCCAGCGGGGGGCAAGCAGACCAACUACCUGGGCACCUUCUUCAGCUACUGCAGCACCCUGGCCUCGGUUCUCCUUCGGAGUUUGAGCUCUGAUCCCAAUCCCGCAGAGGUCAAGGUAGGCAAUCCCUUUGUGCUCCUGCAGCAGAGUUCGUCCCAGCUGGUGUCACACCUCCUGCUUGAGAAACAGGUUCCUCCAGACAGGUUAGCGGCCCUUCUGGGCCAAGAGGGUCUGGGCCUGAGCGUGCCACAGGUCAUCAUCAGCUGCUGCUGCGAACCCCUGGCCCUGUGCCCUGCCCAGCAGAGCCAGCAGGCAGGUACCCUUCUCUCCAGCAUGGGCGCACUGGCCCAGCUGCAUGUCUCCCGCUGCCUAGAGGGCCUCGCCCUCUCUGCACUUGGCUCCCCGGAGCCCCCCGAGACCCUCCCCGUGGAGAGGAAGAGUGGCUCCUCCCAAAGGGACUCCUCGCCCGCGGCCCUCACGCCCUCAGCCCUGGCCUUCCUCAAGUCUGGCUCCAAGCUGCUGGCCGCCGUGGCCUGCCUGAGGGCUUCCCGGUGCUUGAAGGUCACCAAGCCCAUCUUGUCCUGGAAGGAACUUCGAGGCCUCCGGGAGGUGCCCCUGAGCACAGAACAGGUCAUUCGGGAGUGUGAGCGCCUGCUGGAGAAGUUUCCCCUGCUGGAGGCCUCCCUCCGGGCGGCCUGGGAGCCUCUCCAAACACCCGCCCAACAGGGGCCGAGUCUGGCGGCGAGUCUGUGUGGCCACACCAGUGUUUCUACGGUCCUCCUGGGCUUGCACGCCCCAGACGCCCUGGAGUUGCUCACUGGGGCCUUCGAGGAAGCCCUGGAGGCCAGAGACUGGCUGCGGGCCCUGCAGCUCAGCGACGUGUACGGACGAGACGCGGACGACCUGAGCAGUGUAAAGGACGCCGUGCUGAGCUGUGCUGCGGCCUGUGACACUGAAGGUUGGCAGUACCUCUUCGCUGUGAAGGAUGCCUCUCUGAGAAGUCAGCUCACCCUGCAGCUGGUGGACCGGUGGCCGCUGGAGUCGUGCCUGGAGAUCCUGGCCUACUGCCUCUCAGACCCAGCUGUGCAGGAUGGACUCAGGUGUGAGCUCCAAAGAAAGCUGGUGGAGCUUCGGGUCUAUCAGAAGAUUCUCGGUUUGCAGGCACCUCCGGUGUGGGGAGACUGGCAGGCCCUGAGGACCUGCUGCGUGGAGGACCCCUCAGCGGUCAUGCAUAUGAUUCUGGAAGCCAAGGAAUAUGGGCUGUGUGAGGAGUGGGGCUGCCUCUACCCGAUUCCAAGAGAGCAUUUGAUCAGCCUCCACCAGAAACAUCUUCUCCACCUCCUGGAAAGAGGAGACCACGAAAAAGCUCUGCAACUCCUGCGAAGAAUUCCUGACUCCAGUAUGUGCCUUGAGGUCACAGAGCAAGCCCUGGACCAGCACCCGAGCUUGACCACUUGUCAUUUCUUGGCCAACUACCUCACCACCCACUUCUAUGGAGAACUGACUGCUGUCCGGCACCAGGAAAUCCAGGCGCUCUACAUGGGAUCCAAGGUUCUGCUGACUCUGCCUGAGCAGCACCGGGCCAGCUAUGCGCACUUGUCCACUAGCCCCCUGCUCAUGCUGGAACAGCUGCUCAUGAACAUGCAGGUGGACUGGGCCACAGUGACUGUGCAGACACUGCACCAGCUGCUGGACGGUCUGGACAUCGGCUUCACCAUGGACCACGUUGACGCUCUGCUUUCCAGAUAUGCAGGGAAAGCACUGGACUUCCCGUACUCUCUGAGGGAGAAGCGAUCAGAUUCUGUGGGUCACCUCCAGGACCUUGUGAGUCAGACUUCAGACCUUGAGACCUUGUCUAGGUCACCUUCCGUGGAGUUUCCUCCCGUCGCUGCACCCGGCGUCGUGCUGGCAUACUCGCCCUGCGUGAGGGAAAAGAUCUUCCCACAGAGCCAGCCACCACUGGAGUUUGUGCCCCCGGCCACGCCCCCCGCCAGGCACCAGUGGGUCCCCGAUGAGACCGAGAGCAUCUGCAUGGUCUGUCGCAUGGAGCACUUCACCAUGUUUAACAGACGUCAUCACUGUCGCCGCUGUGGCCGGCUGGUGUGCAGUUCCUGUUCCACUCAGAAAAUGGUGGUGGAAGGCUGCCGAGAAAACCCUGCUCGUGUGUGCGACCAGUGCCACAGUUACUACAACCAAGAUGUGCCAGAGGAGAGUCCGGGACAGCCCCAAGCACCAGACAGCUCUGAGAGCGAGAGCCCCCCGUACUCAGCUGUGGUGAGGGUCCCCAAAGCAGCAGAGGUGGAAUGGAUUUUGGAUCUGAAUGAGGAGGAAAACGAGCUGGUGCGGAGUGAAUUUUACUAUGAGCAGGCCCCCAGCGCCUCCUUGUGCAUCGCCAUCCUGAACCUGCACCGGGACAGUGUCGCCUGUGGCCACCAGCUGAUUGAGCACUGCUGCAGACUGUCCCAGCGCCUCACCAACCCAGAGGUGGAUGCCGGGCUGCUCACCGACAUCAUGAAGCAGCUGCUGUUCAGCGCCAAGAUGAUGUUUGUCAAGGCCGGCCGCAGCCAGGACCUGGCCCUAUGUGACAGCUACAUCAGCAAGGUCGACGUGCUGAAUAUUUUAGUGGCCGCUGCCUACCGCCACGUGCCAUCUCUGGAUCAGAUCUUACAGCCGGCCGCAGUCACCAGGCUAAGGAACCAGCUGUUGGAGGCUGAGUACUACCAGCUGGCGGUUGAGGUCUCCACCAAGACUGGCCUUGACACCACUGGGGCUUGGCACGCUUGGGGCAUGGCCUGCCUCAAAGCUGGGAACCUUACUGCCGCCCGGGAGAAGUUCAGUCGCUGUCUGAAGGCCCCCUUCGACCUCAAUCAGCUGAGUCAUGGCUCUAGGCUGGUACAGGAUGUGGUUGAGUAUCUGGAGUCCACAGUGAGGCCGCUCCUGUCCUUGCAAGACGAUGACUACCUGGCCACUCUGAAGGAACUGGAAGCCACGCUGCGGACCCAGAGCCUAUCCCUGGAGGUGGUACCUGAGGGGAAGAUCAUGAACAACACCUACUACCAAGAAUGCCUCUUCUACCUGCACACCUACAGCACCCACCUGGCCAUCAUCAGCUUCUAUGUGAGGCACAGCUGCCUGCGGGAGGCGCUCCUGCAUCUCCUCAACAAGGAGAGUCCUCCAGACGUCUUCAUCGAAGGCAUUUUCCAACCGUGUUAUAAAAGUGGGAAGCUUCAUAUUUUGGAAAACUUGCUAGAAUCCAUUGAUCCGAGCUUGGAAAGCUGGGGAAAGUAUUUGAUUGCUGCCUGUCAGCAUUUGCAGAAGAAGAGCUACUACCACAUUCUGUACGAACUGCAGCAGUUUAUGAAGGACCAAGUACGGGCUGCCAUGACCUGCAUCCGGUUCUUCAGUCACAAGGCAAAGACAUACACAGAACUGGGCGAGAAGCUCUCGUGGCUGCUUAAGGCUAAGGACCACCUGAAGAUCUACCUCCAGGAAACCUCCCGCAGCACCCGAAGGAAGAAAGCGACCUUCUUCCGUAAGAAGAUGACCGCAGCUGAUGUCUCAAGGCACAUGAACACGCUGCAGCUGCAGAUGGAAGUGACCAGGUUCCUGCAUCGCUGCGAGAGUGCCGGCACCUCCCAGGUCACCGCCUUGCCUCUGCCAACGCUGUUCGGGAACAAUUGCAUGAAAAUGGACGUGGCUUGUAAGGUCAUGCUAGGAGGGAAGAAUGUUGAAGACGGUUUUGGAAUCGCAUUCCGGGUGCUGCAGGACUUCCAGCUGGAUGCGGCCAACACCUACUGCAGAGCUGCACGGCAGCUGGUGGAGAGGGAGAAGUAUGGCGAGAUCCGGCAGCUGCUCAAGUGCGUGGGCGAGUCAGGGGUGGCAGCGAAGAGUGACGAGGACACCAUCCUGCUUGACUGCCUGGCAGCGUUCCGGAGAAUCCCGCCGCAGGAGCUGGAGGGCCUGAUCCAGGCAAUACACAGCGAUGACAACAAGGUCAAGGCCUACUUGACAUGCUGUAAACUGCGCUCCGCUUACUUGGUGGCCGUGAAGCAGGAGCACUCCCGAGCCACGGCCCUCGUCCAGCAGGUGCAACAAGCGGCCACGAGCAGCGGGGAUGCCGUGGUGCAGGACAUCUGCACCCAGUGGCUGCUGACAAGUCGCCCUCGGGGUGCCCCUGGCUCCAGUUCCAGGAAAUGACUAUGGGACGUCCUGACCCCAGUGCUGUGGAACAGGGAUGACGGAGAGGCUCCCUCCCUCUUGCCUGGGUACUGCCCCAGGCGGCCACGAGCAGGUCUGGACCCACUGCACCAACUUAGGCCAGGCCGGAAGCUUUCACACAAGUGCCAUGAGUCUAUGAGUUUGGAUUCUGUGCAUCUAUCUAGAGAUGGCGGUUUUUUCUACCUCAGAAUAAGUGUGUGUGUGUGUGUGUGUGUGUGUGUGUGUGUGUGUGUGUGCGCGCGCGCGCGCGCACCUCUGCACACUUGUGUUUACGCCCAGGCAUCUCUGAACAAACAAAACCCUGCAAAGAGGCACUUUACUUUAGACCCUUUGGUUCUCACCCACCUCAUCCUGUUUGUGCACGAAGCCCCUCUGUGGAAAUACUCCCAUAACGCCUCACAACUUUCAAGUUUCCUGGGAAGGACUGGAGUGCCACAAGGAUGGCUUUGUUGCUUCCCUCCCCCUGCAACACAACCUU